CGAUCUGCCAGGACCUUACGGCGAGUUCCCAUCAGGCUUUGCGCGCCUCCCUUCGCUCUUUCUCUCGGCGCUGCCGGCGGAGAGGGUGCCUCCAUUUCCCAGCCGACAUCAUGCCUGCCCUCAGACCUCUCAUAAAGCCUAAGAUCGUCAAGAAGAGGACCAAGAAGUUCAUUCGUCACCAGUCUGAUCGCUAUGUCAAAAUCAAGCGUAACUGGCGCAAGCCAAGAGGUAUUGACAACAGAGUUCGCAGAAGAUUCAAGGGCCAAAUCUUAAUGCCCAACAUUGGGUAUGGUAGCAAUAAGAAGACAAAGCAUAUGCUACCAUCAGGAUUCAAGAAGUUUCUGGUACACAAUGUCAAAGAACUCGAGGUGCUAAUGAUGAGCAACAAGUCCUAUUGUGCAGAGAUAGCACACAAUGUCUCAUCCAAGAAUCGGAAGGUAAUUGUGGAGAGAGCAGCUCAGCUCGCUAUCAAAGUCACCAAUCCAAAUGCCAGACUGCGCAGCGAAGAAAAUGAAUAAAUAGUUGUUUUUAUACAACUGUAUUUAAUAAAGGUAUCAAAAACAUUGAAAA
Molecule: messenger RNA, 570 nt
Organism: Anolis sagrei ordinatus
Lineage: Eukaryota; Metazoa; Chordata; Lepidosauria; Squamata; Anolidae
Product: large ribosomal subunit protein eL32
Biological process (GO): translation
Cellular component (GO): cytosolic large ribosomal subunit; ribosome
Molecular function (GO): structural constituent of ribosome
Source: RefSeq, a predicted model, not a curated record